GAUCUCGGCGAUAAUCUUCUUACAUCGAUUGAUCGUCUACUAAUCUUCGAACAAACAGGGCUUUAAGAGUAAGCUGAUUUUGCAAUUAGAGAGAGAGAGAAAGAGAAUCGCUCUGAGCCUCCACCGUCGCGUCGACCGACCGCCAUCGUCACUGCCUCCCUCUAGCCCCCCAAAUGCAGAUGUUAAAUUUUUGACAUAAACACAUGGAGAGUGCCAACAACAACAACAACGAUGAUGAGACCUUUCCUACAGGCCAACUCAAAUGGAGAAAAGUUGCCUAUGGAGGAAUGCAACCCGGGUUUGAUGACAACCAUACAGACGAAUCUUUCCUUGAAGAAAUGGUUAUGAAUGCUAAUGUCGUCAAACGAGACAUGCUAAAGGUGAUGCUAGACUCGGUUUCCAUAACUCAGUAUCUUUCCAUUGUCACUCUGGUACUCUUGGUUUGGAGCUAUACUCUGGAAUCAGCUAUCAGCGACAGUUUCCUCCUGCUUCUUGACAUCAUCCUUCUUGGGCUAGGUUUCUUGGUACUUCUCUUAACAACCAGAAUGCUUUCCUUGGCUUACAUACUGAAAAUAUCAUUUUUCAUUACCGGGUUAUACAUCUUAUCACCUAUAUACCACACGCUAACUCGAUCCAUAAGCUCUGAUUCUAUAUGGGCACUAACUGCCUUUCUUAUCAUUCUUCAUCUUUUUCUUCAUGAUUAUUCUGGGUCCACUAUACAGGCUCCUGGGGUCGGAGAACAUCAUCAUCCUACCUUUAUGAGCAAUAUAUCGUUGAAUGCUUCAAUUGUGGCUUCUCUUCUGAUUGCCUCUCGUCUCCCAUCUCGUCUUCAUGUCUUUGCCAUUGUGCUCUUCUCCUUGCAAGUUUUCCUCUUUGCUCCACUUGUAACAUAUUGCAUUAAGAAGUACUCUUUUCGGUUGCAUCUCUCUUUAUCGUUGGCAUUAAUGGUUGCGACAUCGAUGCUUGUUUUUAGACUGCACGGUUUACUGUUUGUGUUUUUCCUAAGCUCGAUAGUGUUGAUUACUGUUGUUUGCCCUUAUUGGCUUAUAAGGAUUCAGGAGUACAAGUUUGAAAUUAAUGGCCCCUGGGAUGAGGCAAAACUUUGUUUUAAUAUAACUGAAUGAUGAACUCAUGUGUUCAUUUUUGUUG
Messenger RNA from Impatiens glandulifera, 1149 nucleotides. Its product is annotated as phosphatidylinositol N-acetylglucosaminyltransferase subunit C. Lineage: Eukaryota; Viridiplantae; Streptophyta; Magnoliopsida; Ericales; Balsaminaceae. Gene Ontology annotation, cellular component: glycosylphosphatidylinositol-N-acetylglucosaminyltransferase (GPI-GnT) complex; membrane. The coding region runs from base 204 to 1124 and encodes 306 amino acids. The record is from RefSeq and is a predicted model, not a curated record. The transcript has 2 exons. Gene Ontology annotation, biological process: GPI anchor biosynthetic process.